CUGACUUUUGUUCAGGAUCCCGUGCUAUUUUCGGGCACACUUCGAUUCAAUUUGGAUCCAUUUGAAAGAAACACUGAUGCUGAAAUAUGGAAAGCUUUAGAACUAGCUCACUUGAAGCUCUUCAUUGCUAGUCUACAAGGUGGGCUUGAUUACGUGAUCAGCGAAGGAGGAGAAAACAUCAGUGUUGGUCAACGUCAACUGGUGUGUCUUGCACGUGCAGUGCUGCGGAACGCGCGCGUACUUGUCUUGGAUGAAGCAACUGCUGCUGUCGACGUAACAACUGACUCACUGAUACAGAUAACCAUUCGUCAGCAGUUCAAGCACAGUACUGUAUUCACGAUAGCGCAUCGCUUGAAUACCAUCAUGGAAUAUGACAGGAUCAUGGUGCUGGAUAAUGGUCGAAUAAUCGAGUUUGACUCACCUCAGACAUUGUUGAUGGAUCGUGAUUCAGCUUUCGCAAAAAUGGUCGAAGACUCGGAAUCCGAGUCGAAGCGAGCAUAG
This is a messenger RNA of Ostertagia ostertagi, 501 nucleotides long. Lineage: Eukaryota; Metazoa; Nematoda; Chromadorea; Rhabditida; Trichostrongylidae. The record is from the annotation of a GenBank genome assembly.